Plenodomus lingam JN3 is the source of this 2403-nucleotide messenger RNA. RefSeq lists its product as uncharacterized. Gene Ontology annotation, biological process: regulation of DNA-templated transcription; peptidyl-arginine N-methylation. NCBI's taxonomy places the organism in Eukaryota, Fungi, Ascomycota, Dothideomycetes, Pleosporales, Leptosphaeriaceae. The record is from RefSeq and is a predicted model, not a curated record. Gene Ontology annotation, cellular component: nucleus; cytosol.
AUGGACUAUUCAGACAGCAUGGACGAAUCCACGCCCGUCUUCUAUAUUGGCCAGCACGAGCGCAAGCGGACCCUGGACAUCUCCGCUGAGCUGGCUCAGCAUGCUCAAGAUCUGGGCUACGACAUGCUAACCAGCCCCAUCACCAAUGACCAUUUCCAUACCCGUGUUUUGAGUCUUCUGAAUUCCUACACCCACAGCCUUUCGGAUCCAUUACAAACACAGCCGCUUCCGCUAAUCCCUGCCUUGGGCCAUGCAGACACACCCCUGGGGCCAAGUGAUACCAUAGGCCAACUAGUAACCUUUACCAGCUCUUGGAUCGACCUUUCUUCCCCAGAUCCUGUCAUUGCCCAUUUGUCGCGACAAGUCUUCCACCUUGAAAUCGCCUAUGCGGCUUUCUGUGGAGCCACCAAUGUCGUUGUACAGGGGCCGCGACUAUCCCACGGGCAAAAUGGAGUCUCUCAAUUUGCCCGAUCUAUCAAGGAGGCUCUGGCGUCUGCGUCCUACAUUUCGCUGCAUAUUCAGCUCCCUAUGGAUGGUUCAAGAUCAAAUGUGGAUGAAGACGAUCUGGCCGACUUGGCUCGUUUUGCUAGAUCAGAGUUCCAAGUCAACAAGGAAGCCAAGAAUAUCAACCCAUGGAGUUCGUGGGAGGCAUGGGACACCAUUAGGUCCAUCUGUAAAUACCACAACAGAUUGUCGAUAGCACUCGACCUUCCCCGUCGGCUACCUUCUCUGGCACUACAGUCAAGGUGGUUCUCCGAGCCAGUCCGCCUGCUCAACAUCCCUUCAUCAUCUUUUCUUGUUAACGCACGCCAAUCUUACGUACUCUCCAAAGCGCACCAAGCUUUCAUCUUCCGAUGUAUGCGCUUACAGCGUGGACCAUGGUUGCUUCUCUCCGACAUUGGUCAGCUCCCAGGCAUUGAUGACCCUGAUAUGAUCAUGUCCUACUCAACCGGACAUAUCUCACCACGAACAGCAGAAGAUGCACCAAGUCCUGACUCCUCGGUUGAAACUGCACCCACUCCUGCAGAGGCAGCCCAACUGGCACAGAAACUGGGAAAGAAGAUGAGCAGCCACAAUGACCCAACACCUCAUUUGAGCUACCUCCGAUACUUGCAGCGAAAUCAACCACCCAAGAGCCAGAUUGAGAGGUUUGGAGGAGGGUUUCAGGACUAUCUUCAGAGCCCACUUCAGCCACUCACGGAUAACCUCGAGUCCAUCACCUAUGAAGUAUUCGAGAAGGAUCCCAUCAAGUACGCAUGGUACGAACGGGCAAUCGCACAAGCGCUGCAAGACUGGCAAAGUCAGCGAAGGUCAACUAGUUCUAUCAACGGGGCUGUUGUCAUUGCUGUGGUUGGUUCAGGUCGUGGUCCCCUUGUUACACGCGCAUUGAAUGCGAGCGCGAGUACUGGUGUGCCAGUCCAAGUCUACGCCAUUGAGAAAAAUCCCAAUGCCUAUGUCCUUCUUCAGCGCCACAACAUAGAGAGAUGGAAAGGCCGUGUCACGGUAGUGAAGACUGACAUGCGCGCCUGGAAAGGACCCACCCAAUCGGAUGGCACAUUUGGCAAAGUCGACAUACUCGUCAGCGAACUCCUCGGCUCUUUUGCAGACAACGAGCUCUCCCCCGAAUGUCUCGACGGCGUACAGCACGUCCUGAAUCCUGAUCAUGGAAUAUCCAUCCCGUCUAGCUAUACCGCACACUUUACACCUAUCGCGACACCCAAGCUCUGGGCCGAUCUGUACAGCAGAAGUACUAGCAUCGAUCCCAAUGCCUUUGAUAUCCCUUGGGUCGUCAUGCUCACCCAACUCGACUACCUCUCUACAUCCCCCACCGAGACCUCGGCCUCCCAACAGCUGACCAACGGCACCAAAAUGCACAAGUUCAAUCUCGAAGCCCCGCUCGCUCCCGUCGUAAAAACAGCGUGGGAAUUUUCACAUCCUCUGCCUACAUCUAUACUCGCGCAGUCAUCUUUGCGUAGAGGUGGUUCCGCUGUUGGCGGUGGUGGUGGCUUGAUGGGCGGCGACGGCGCAAACGAACACAACUACCGGUACUGUAAGACUGCUUUCCCGAUCCAAGAGCAAGGCGUUUGCCAUGGACUCGGUGGGUACUUUGAGACAGUGUUGUACAGUGGAUCCGAUGGCCCUGUCGAGUUGAGCACAAAUCCAGUGACGAUGGAAGCGAAGAGCAAAGACAUGAUCAGUUGGUUUCCAAUCCUCUUUCCGCUCAAGAAUCCCAUGCAACUCCCCGCCAACUCCGAAAUCGAAGUCAGUUUCUGGCGCCAAACAGAUGAUAGAAAGGUGUGGUAUGAAUGGCUGAUUGAAAGCUACAUGACGAUCAAUGGUCAGAGAAUACGGCUUUCUGUGUCGGACUUGCAUAGCAGUAAGUCGAAUGGGUGUAUGAUGUAG